Rhododendron vialii is the source of this 4746-nucleotide messenger RNA. Its product is annotated as FACT complex subunit SPT16-like. The record is from RefSeq and is a predicted model, not a curated record. The transcript is spliced from 3 exons. Gene Ontology annotation, biological process: transcription elongation by RNA polymerase II; positive regulation of transcription elongation by RNA polymerase II. Gene Ontology annotation, molecular function: nucleosome binding. Bases 401 to 3745 code for a protein of 1114 amino acids. Gene Ontology annotation, cellular component: FACT complex. NCBI's taxonomy places the organism in Eukaryota, Viridiplantae, Streptophyta, Magnoliopsida, Ericales, Ericaceae.
AAAUCAUGGCUCCGCUGCUGGGGCCUAAACGUAGUUUACCUGCAGACGACUUCCCCGUUCGUCUCUUCGCUCUCCACCAGUGAAAAUCUCUCUCUCAUCGAAUUUAUUCAUUGAUCCUUCCUCUCACACUCUCUCCCCCUCUCUCUAUUUUAUCAUCAAUUCAAUCAAUUUCAUUCGCGGGUUUUGAACGGCUUGUUGCAUCGGGUGGGAUUAUGCAGUUAUCUGUUUUCGCAAGCUUUUGAAAGCCUCAAUCCCAAGUUUCAAAAUUUCCGAAGUAUUGAAAUCUGCUUAACUAAAAAAUCCCAACACUUUGGCAUAGUAAUCGGAUCAUAGCGUAUCGAUCCUCAAGGAAGCACAGAAACUGAAGUGGUCGUUGAUUCAGAGUCUGAAAGAUUUAUUCAUGUACUCGUUCUUAUGGAUGUUUGAAGACUAUAUUGGAGGUUUUCAGAGAUUACGAGUGAAACCGACUUUUAUUUUUUAUGCUCACCGGAAAAUUAUCCAGGAUUCAAAAACUAUCCUUGCUUCAUCUACAAUGUCUGAAAACCGAAAUGGUCCCAAUGGCAAGGCCUCGGGAGGAGCCAGUGCCUACAGUAUCAAUCUGAGUACCUUUGGGAAGCGGUUAAAAAUGCUUUAUUCCCACUGGAAGGAACACAAUGAUGAUCUUUGGGGUGCUUCUGAAGUUCUUGCAAUUGCAACGCCUCCACCAUCCGAAGACUUGCGUUAUUUGAAAUCAUCAGCUCUGAAUGUAUGGUUGGUUGGUUACGAGUUCCCUGAUACAAUUAUGGUUUUCAUGAAGAAGCAGAUCCAUUUCUUGUGUAGUCAGAAGAAGGCCUCUUUACUUGAAGUUGUGAAGAAGUCUGCUAAGGAGGUUAUGGGUGCAGAAGUUGUGGUGCAUGUGAAGACCAAAAGCGACGAUGGAACUGCAUUAAUGGAAACCAUAUUCAAAGCCGUGCGUGCUCAGUCAAAGUCGGAUGGUCAUGAUACUCCUGUGGUUGGGUAUAUUGCAAGAGAGGUCCCCGAAGGGAACCUUUUGGAGUCAUGGGCUGAAAAACUAAAGAAUUCAGAUUUUCAACUCAGUGACAUUACCAAUGGGUUUGCGGACCUAUUUGCAGUGAAGGACAGUGAUGAGAUUACUAACGUGAAGAAAGCUGCGUACUUAACUUCGUCAGUGAUGAAGCACUUUGUGGUCCCGAAGCUUGAAAAAGUCAUUGACGAGGAGAAGAAGAUCUCCCAUUCUUCCCUUAUGGAUGACACAGAAAAGGUCAUACUUGAACCUGCAAAGGUUAAAGUGAAGCUCAAGGCGGACAAUAUCGAUAUCUGUUACCCUCCAAUUUUUCAAAGCGGAGGAGGGUUUGACCUCAAACCAAGUGCUUCUAGCAACGAUGAGAACCUUUACUAUGAUUCUACUAGCGUGAUCAUAUGUGCUAUUGGGUCCCGUUACAACAGCUACUGCUCCAAUGUUGCGCGAACAUUCUUAAUUGAUGCCAAUGUUGUCCAAAGCAAGGCGUAUGAGGUUCUCCUUAAGGCUCAUGACGCAGCUAUUGGUGCAUUGAAACCAGGGAAUAAAGCUGGCGCUGCAUACCAAGCCGCCGUAUCAGUAGUUGAGAAGGAUGCUCCUGAAUUUGUAACAAACUUGACGAAAUCUGCUGGGACUGGGAUUGGCCUUGAGUUUCGCGAGUCAGGGCUUAGUCUGAAUGCAAAGAAUGAUAGGGUACUUAAACCAGGCAUGAUUUUUAAUGUAUCCCUUGGUUUUCAGAAUUUGCAGGCUGAAACCAAGAACCCAAAGACCCAAAAUUUCUCUGUUCUGCUCUCUGACACGGUUAUUGUUUCUGGCAUUAGUCCAGAAGUGGUGACUUCUAUAAGUUCUAAAGCCGUCAAGGAUGUGGCAUACUCAUUUAAUGAGGAUGACGAAGAAGAAGAAGAAGAAAAGCCAAAAGUGAGAUCUGCAGCUAAUGGUUCCAAGGCAUCAUUGCCAUCAAAGGCAACCUUAAGGUCAGUCAACCACGAGAUAUCAAAGGAGGAGCAGCGGAGGCAACAUCAGGCUGAACUUGCACGUCAGAAGAAUGAAGAAACUGCUAGGAGGCUUGCUGGCGGGGGUUCUGGCUCAAUGGAUAAUCGUGGUGGUGUGAGAACAUCCGGGGAGUUGAUUGCGUACAAGAGCGUUAAUGAUUUACCCCCUCCUAGAGAUUUGGCAAUACAAAUUGAUCAGAAAAGGGAAGCCAUAUUGUUACCAAUUUAUGGAAGCAUGGUCCCUUUCCAUGUUGCGAUGAUAAAAAGUGUGUCUAGUCAGCAGGAUACGCAUAGAAGUUGCUACAUUCGAAUUAUUUUUAAUGUACCGGGGACUGCUUUCAAUCCACAUGACACAAACUCCUUGAAAUUCCAAAGUUCCAUUUACAUUAAGGAAGUGUCGUUCCGAUCCAAGGACCCAAGGCACAUUAGUGAAGUGGUACAGCUGAUUAAAACCCUUCGCAGGCAGGUUACUUCAAGGGAGUCUGAGAAAGCUGAGAGAGCAACAUUAGUUAGUCAGGAGAAGCUUCAAGUUGCUGGGGCCAAAUUUAAGCCAAUACGGUUAUCUGAUCUAUGGAUCCGUCCUGUGUUUGGUGGUCGCGGAAGGAAGCUCUCUGGUACACUGGAAGCCCACACUAAUGGUUUUAGGUAUUCAACUUCUAGGCCUGAUGAACGUGUCGAUGUCAUGUUUGCCAACAUCAAACAUGCAUUUUUCCAACCGGCAGAGAGGGAGAUGAUUACUCUGCUUCACUUUCAUCUCCAUAACCACAUAAUGGUGGGAAACAAGAAAACAAAGGAUGUGCAAUUCUAUGUUGAGGUGAUGGAUGUGGUUCAAACACUUGGGGGUGGAAAAAGAUCCGCCUAUGACCCUGAUGAGGUCGAGGAAGAACAGAGAGAGAGGGACAGGAAGAACAAAAUCAACAUGGACUUCCAAAACUUUGUGAAUCGAGUGAACGACCUGUGGGGCCAAACCCAAUUCAAAUCACUUGACUUGGAGUUUGACCAGCCCUUUAGAGACCUUGGAUUCCAUGGUGUGCCCCACAAAGCUUCGGCUUUUAUUGUCCCAACUUCAAGCUGUCUAGUUGAGCUGAUAGAGACACCGUUUGUGGUAAUCACCCUGAAUGAGAUUGAGAUAGUUAAUCUGGAGAGAGUAGGUCUGGGGCAGAAGAAUUUUGACAUGACCAUUGUUUUCAAGGACUUCAAGCGAGAUGUUUUUCGGAUUGACUCUAUCCCUUCAACCUCUUUAGAUGGCAUCAAGGAGUGGCUUGACACAACAGACCUCAAGUAUUAUGAAGGCAGGCUAAAUCUAAACUGGCGACCCAUAUUGAGAACUAUCACUGACGACCCAGAAAAGUUCAUUGAGGAUGGUGGGUGGGAAUUCUUGAACAUGGAGGCUAGUGAUUCAGAUUCUGACAACUCGCAAGAGUCAGACCAUGGAUAUGAGCCUUCUGAUGCGCAGUCUGACUCAGGUUCAGAGGAAGAGGACGACGACAGCGCGUCAUUGGUGGAGUCUGAGGAUGACGAUGAAGAGGAGUCCGAAGAAGGUUCAGAGGAGGAUGAAGGGAAAACAUGGGAAGAGUUGGAAAGGGAAGCGAGUAGGGCAGACAGAGAGAAAGGGGAUGAAUCAGACAGCGAGAAUGAGAGAAAGCGAAGGCAGAUUAAGACUUUUGGAAAGGCUAGGGUGCCCGAUAAAAGAAUUCCCAGUGGUAGCCUUCCUAAGAGGCCCAAAUUCAGGUGAACAGAUAGGAACUGGAACUGGGACCGAUGAUAAAAAAAGAUAGGAACUGGGACCUGCCACCAGGCUCUUGCCUUUUUUCAUAAGUUAUGGAGUGGCACCAGUAGCUGUGGAAGAUACUUGUGUGACCGAAUGUGGAACAGGUCUUUGAUCCCAAGUCACAACGAUAUAUGAAAAGUACAUGGUUCUUUCAUUAUUCUCAUGUAUUGCAGCCUCUUUCAGUCUUGUAAGAUAAGUCAAGUCUUGUACUUGUAACAUGGUGAGUGCUAAGCUAUAGGGAAGAAGAACUUUGUGUGUUUCUGGUUAUUUCUUUGGCCGUUUUUUUUUAAUUUUAAUGUGUCAGCUGUCUUUUUGCUCCUGUGAUUGACGCAUGGAAUGGCUUCAUUAGCAUCUUCAUUGUUCUGGGAUGGUUAUAGUACUUUGACGAUUUAACUGGCAUCUUUACAGCAUCGGGGUUUGCAGCAUGUAGAACAAAAGGUAGAUAUUAUGAACUGCAGUGUCAAAAGUCGGGGCUACACUUGCUUGUGGGUCAUUCUAUCCUUGGAUACAGUACAGUGGAAUGCAUAUGUCAGGAGGCGAUGAUGCAUACAGUGCCUGUAAGUCGUGGUGACUCCAUACACAAUCACCACAUGUCUACGCUCCGUAGAGGGUGAAGAUGAUCUCCGCAGCAGGAAACGUCUGGUUUGGUUGAACAUAUGAUCCAUACAGUGCCAGUAAGUCGUUGGGUGGUGACUCCAUACACAAUAAAUGUACAUGUCUACAUUCCGUUGAGGUUGAAAAUGAUCUCCGCCGCAAGGAAACCUAUGGUUUGUUGAAGAUAAUCUCAGCAGCAGGAAACCUAUGCGUACAGUGCCUGAAUUGUCUCAUGAUCUAAAUGUCAGAGUAUAUGAUGCUAGAGCUUCUUGUAUUAAACAGCUGACUGAAUUCCACAUUAACCUUUGUCUGCAGAUGAAACGAGUGAAGUUUUACCUUGUAUAAAUGCAGAUUUUGUUUGUACAACCAGA